GUCUCCAUCUAUAAAAAACCUAAACAUGAAGGGCUUGGUAGAGUCGUGGGCGUCUCAUCGCGCGACGGAGGGCCGAAGCUUCAACUGGUCCGAGCGCUGCUAUUUUCGGUGAAGGAGCUCACGAAUUCCCUUGAAAUCAACGCAGUCAGCUGAGAAUCCAUCACAUUGUCGCAGCUUUGCUAUUUAUUUUGUAGAUAUGUCGUUUUCACUGACUCCUUCCAAGAGAUCAUAUGAUCGGGGACUGGCCGAGCCUAAUGGCAAAGGAAAGUGGCAAAAGAUUGCUGGUUCUUAUUCACAUAAUCUGUCAUUGAAAAUCUCUCCUGGUUCCAUUGUUUUUCGUAUACUGUGUCCUGCAUCCAAAACUGGUAGUGUUAUUGGAAAAGGUGGCAUGAUCAUAUCACAUAUACGACAAGAAACUGGUGCAAAAGUCAGAGUUGAGGAAACUGUUCCUGGAUGUGAGGAGAGAAUAGUUGUUAUAGUAGGUUCUGAUAAAGGAGCUGAGGUUAGCAAUGAGGUUGGCAAAGAUGAUGGGGAAGAGAGUCCAGAUUCAAAUGCAGAAACUGAAGAUGGAGUUGAUGAGAAGGAGCAUGGUGAGAAAGACGAGGUUAAGGAAUCUGUUCCUGUGGAAGAUUUGCAUUCUGAAAAGGGCACUUCUUCUGUGCAGAAGGCUCUGUUACUUGUUUUUGAAAGAAUGGUUGAAGGAGAAUCAGAGACAGAUGGAGGGGAUGAUGAAAACAGUAAGUCUGCUGCGUAUGUUGCGAGGUUGCUUGUGCUUUCCAAUCAAGUGGGUUGCUUAUUGGGGAAAGGUGGCAGUGUAAUCAAGCAAAUGUCGGCUGAAAGUGGUGCCCAGAUUCGAAUUCUUCCCAGGGACAAGCUUCCUGCUUGCGCGUCGCCUUCAGAUGAACUAGUUCAGAUAACAGGGGGCUUAGAUGCAGCUAGGAAAGCUCUGCAGUUGGUUUCUCAACAGCUUUUGGAGAAUGCCCCUCGGGAUCAUGAGUCUUUUCCUGCCAGUUCUACUGGGUCAUCAUCUCAUUCACAGGGUCAUCCUCUUCCAAGGCUAGAAGGAUUCCCACCAACAAGCUUUCCCUUCCCUGCUCAAGGAGCGUCCUUUGUUGCUGGGCCUCGUGAUGGUGUUGAUUAUCAUUCUGCUGCUCCAUCAUUGAUUCCUAAAUUUCAUGAGAGUGGUGUCGCUGGUCGAAUGAAGCCUCCUCAGGAUAUCCUAAUCUUUCGGUUAUUAUGUCCUGAUGACAAGGUGGGUAGUAUAAUUGGAAAGGGAGGAACAAUAAUUAAGCAAGUUCAGCUUGAUACAGGCUGUGAGAUCAAAGUUCUGGAAGGAGUUGCUGAUUCGGAGGAUCGUAUUAUUGUCAUAUCUGGUCCAGCGCAUCCUGAUGAUAGGAUAUCUGCUGCACAAGAGGCAGUGCUGCGCAUUCAGAACAGGAUAGUUAGGGUUUCACCUGAUAACUUUGAGAAGUCAGUGGUAGCUAGGGUUUUGGUUUCUUCCAAUCAAAUAGGUUGCCUCCUUGGCAAAGGUGGUGCCAUCAUUGCCGAAAUGAGGAAGCUAUCUGGGGCUCAUAUUCGUAUAUUGGGGAAGGAACAGGUUCCAAAGUGUGCUUCAGAAAAUGAAGAAGUAGUUCAGGUAAAUGGGGAAUUCGAAGCAGUACAAGAGGCUCUUUUGCAGAUAACUUCUAGGCUGCGGCACCAUUUCGAUCGUGAUGCAUUUCCUUCUAUCAACCAUCCUUCAAACGCAGCUUUUCCAGAUCAAGUACCACCAUUUCCUUUAUAUAUGGGAAGGAGGGAACUUUCACCGCCUGGAAUGUAUUCCAAUUUAGGCCCGUCAUUCCACAAAUUUGAUGCUUUUGGUGGCUUACCUCCACAUGGUGGGUUCCACACUCAUGAUGAACGUUCUCCUUUUAUGCCCAAUAUUCACAGGCCAGUCAUACCUCCUCAGAUAGCUGAAAGAAAACCAUCUUCAGCCCCAUGGGGUCCUCAGGGACUAAUUGAAGGUGCUGGUCCAUUAGGUUUGCCUGACUAUGCAGGAAUUCCUCAAAGAAGAAACACUGGAUUUGGAGGAGGAAACCAGCCUGCUAUUAUCACAAACACCACUGUAGAAGUUAUUGUACCUCGAUCUCUUGUUCCUGUAAUUUAUGGAGAGGAUGGUGGAUGUUUGAAGCAAAUUCGUCAGAUUUCUGAUGCAAAAAUUACUAUUACUGAGCCAAAGCCCGGAGCAACAGAAACUGUGAUUAUAAUAUCUGGAACGCCUGAGCAAACCCAUGCUGCACAGAGUCUUAUUCAAGCAUUUGUAAUCAGUGAGACGGGAACUCCUUGAUAAUUUGGUUUUGAGGUAAAGUGCAGAGCUGCUUCUUUAUUUGCCCCUUAUAAUGGAGGACGUCCAUGUAGCCUGCAUGCACAAUGUACAGAACAUCUUAUUAUUCUUCUUUACUAUUAUUUGAUUACUUUUAACUGAAAUAAUUUUUAUAUAGGUUCUUAAAGUCUGCUUGAAACUUAAUACCUCAACUGAAGAUCAUGAAGAUUGGAGAAUGCCAAUAGUCUAAUUCUGCAGUUUUGUGAGUAAUUGUGCAACUUGAACCUUUACCAGGAAGUAGUUUCAGACUUUAAACUUUGCUGAUUCAUCUGACAAGUUGUGGAAAAUUUGCCUUUCAAUUUCAUUUGAAGGGUUAUCUGAAUGAUUAAGCCGUGUAAUUGUUUUUCACUGACACUGUAGGAAAGAAAUAUUUCUUUUCAAUUCUAUGUAUAUGUAUGGAUUGGAAGAAACUAUUUUUGUUUCAA
Messenger RNA from Malania oleifera, 2787 nucleotides. RefSeq names its product KH domain-containing protein HEN4-like. The record is from RefSeq and is a predicted model, not a curated record. Gene Ontology annotation, molecular function: mRNA binding. NCBI's taxonomy places the organism in Eukaryota, Viridiplantae, Streptophyta, Magnoliopsida, Santalales, Ximeniaceae. The transcript is spliced from 8 exons. Gene Ontology annotation, cellular component: nucleus; cytoplasm. Gene Ontology annotation, biological process: regulation of gene expression. The coding region runs from base 197 to 2326 and encodes 709 amino acids.